Molecule: messenger RNA, 10056 nt
Organism: Amphibalanus amphitrite
Lineage: Eukaryota; Metazoa; Arthropoda; Thecostraca; Balanomorpha; Balanidae
Product: calpain-A-like
Exons: 15
Coding region: 6490-8916 (808 amino acids)
Biological process (GO): proteolysis
Cellular component (GO): cytoplasm
Molecular function (GO): calcium ion binding; calcium-dependent cysteine-type endopeptidase activity
Source: RefSeq, a predicted model, not a curated record
AAAAUGCUGUUGGCGUUGAACUGACUAAAUAUCGUUCCUUUGGUCUUAUUUAUAGUUCAAAUUGUAUAAUUUUUUAUUUCUUUCAAGUAAAUAUCCAUUCCUAUGAAUAACGGAAAGUCAGCGUGGGUUCAGCUUAUAGUCGUUACGCGCGUUUGGAAAGCGAUAAAAAAUGAUCCAGAAUUGUGCUUGUCAUGAAGACUGGUGGAAAAAAAUAAACAGCUGUGGUUUAUCAAAAAGGACAAAAAUCACCUUUGUAAGAAAGUGAAAUAUCUUGGAUAUUUGAGGAAAACAAUCUAAGAUCGAAGCGAGACCACACGAUAGACGAUGCAGGAACAAAACGGUACCUACAAAAAUGAUCGGCAACCGAAUGCCUCCUCGUAAACCUGUUUUGUGUUAAGUGCAUUUUCUUGGAACUACAUUGCAAGUGAAAAUUCAUUUGUAUCAAAGGAGCAUGGAUUCGUGAUUGCCCUAUAAAGUUGAAGCUUGGUGACACCUUCAACAUGCAUGCGGCUCGACACUAUCAGAUGCUCUUGGAACACACAUGGAACCGUUUUAGACAAAGCUGCAGAAUGAUGAUGAAGGCACGACGAGCUGAAUAUGGAGCUCUCCCGACUCGCCCGUCUGAGUCCAAAAGAGAUUGAAUAGUACCAGCAUGCGGCUGCUGGAGAAGGGAGAGCCGGAGCUGGCAGGCCGGGAGUAUGGACGCCUGACGCGAUUCCCUCCGGACAAUCCCGCUUGGAAGCUUAUUGAUAAGACACCGCCACCUAGACUGCAGUACAGAGCCCACCUCCAUUGGAUGCGUAAGAAACAGAAAGCCCAGGAGGUGGGAGUGCCGGCGCCGUCGCCGCCAGAUGAGGACGUUGCUGGCCUCCAGCAUCGACCCUGUUUCCGUCGAGUGGGGAAGUGGGUGUGCGAGGAAGCUGGACUGGAUGGAGUGCCCGUAGCCCCACUAACACUGCACCAAGGAGAAUCGCCGUGGAAGCAGUAGGUACAACACCAACGCCCACUUCGGCUUGAAGCUUCCGAAACCUACCAAGAGGACUGACCCACCAGAAUUGCGGAAGGCUGCAACCCUGGAGGCCCUGGCCGCUUACCCAAAUCCAGACCUCACAAUCUGGUCUGAUGGCUCUACCCUAGACGGUACCAAGAAAGGCGGCGGAGGAGCCCUCCUCGAACUGCACCGUGAGGGGCACAAGAUCGAAUGUACCGCACCGGCAGAAGUCGUAUGCAGCAGCAUGCAGGCGGAGCUGGCGGCGAUGGCGGAGGCGUUAAAAUGUUUCCUGGGCCACUGCCGGAGCCAUCCCUCGCUGCAAUUCGGUCUGUCCUGCUCUGCUCGGACUCCCUGUCCGGCCUCCAACUGCUCAGCCGAGGCCCGACAGCGCAGGAAUCGGCCCUGACACAGGGCAUCUGGGCUCUCUCUCCUGCACUCUGCCGCGGCCGGGGGCAGAGUUAUUAGUCUCACAGUGGAUCCCGGGCCACGCAGGGGUCGAGGGUAAUGAAGAAGCGGACCGCCUAGCAAGCAUCGCGGCGACAUCAGGCGACCAGCGUCGGAUCCCAGUUGACCUGGCCUGUGCGCGCAUCGCUAUCAGACACUAAACCGGCCUGCUCACCCUCGAUCGCUCCAAGCACCACCCACAUCUGGAGAACACCCCUGGCCACGACGACCUCGACCGAUGGGGACAGACCAGUGACCACUGUCUCGCAGACCGCAGCGGCUGCACACCCCUGGUCCGGGCCACACUCUUCAGGAUUGGCCUGGCCACCAGCUCUCUCUGCGGACAGUGCGGCGAAGAGGACACGGUCGCGCACGUGCUAUGCGAGUGCCCGGCCGCGCAAGAACGCGAACCCGGCUCUGGGGGCCGCUCCCCACCAUCUAGGAUGUGCUCUCGAGGCCGGCUAAAUACGUCACGGAGUUCCUCGACCGAGUACCUGUGGACCAGCCCCGGUCUGCCACGCCCUAGGGCACGGCCGGCAUGAGUGCGCGGAAGAAGAAGGGAGAGCCGGCUGACGCAUCGGAACAGGCGCAUCUAUCCUGCGUCGAGAACGACCAGUCGCUCUGCUCCGUCGACCUGGCCGGCGACUUCACGUACCGGCUGGUUGGCGUCGUACAACUUAACGGCGGUGCCAACACUCGGGAUACCACCUAUGUGCGUAUGCCGUGUACUGUACAUAAUGGGACAGAACAUAUUGUAUCAUUACGACGAGACGCGUCCGCUGGAUGGACGAGACAGACGUCCUGGGCGAAGGCCAUCGCCCAGGGUGCACACAGUCACCGUGCCGGCGGCCGGCAGCCGAACGCCUCCUGAUAGUAGCCGUGCAUAGUGUUCGCCUGUGCGUGUGUGUAUAUAUUUACCAAUAAAUACAACCAACCAGAAUCAAAUUCUCUCCGGUUAGUGGUUACGUGUUCUUCAAUGCUCGGGUAUGUGAUGUCUAAGAACAUGAAUAACCACAAGACAUUGAUAAGACCUUGGGACAUAACACACGUGAAACCCUGUGACGAAAUUUACGCCCACCUUAUUAGGUACGUAUGCCAACGUAAUAAACUAAAACUACGCCUGUUACGCACACAUCCAAUUCAAAAGUCUCGCAAGCAUACUGCAUGCCUUACGAAUGCUUUGCGGCGCCAAUACAUAUAUGAACGACUUCUAUACUUACCUUUGAAUUUUGUCAUAUGACGUCCUGAAAACGUCAUCUGCAAUUUUUUCAGCUGUAGCUUUUGAUCAAACCACGUAAGAACAAUGAAACCAUUUUCCAUACGAUUAUCUUGAUAAUCCAAAGCGAUUGGUAAACUACAUGACCAUUUCCAGUCAGGUCAUAACCUUCAGUAGCGUGAUAAUUGAACUGAGGCCUCUUGCACCAAAAUCCUCUUGCACCAAUGCUUGGAUUAUUUUGCAUCGUAUACCCAGUCCAAGUCUCAAAUGUAACAAUUUGCAUGCACAAUUUUGCAAGCACAUGUAGGAUUAUGUAUUGGGCUAUUGCAAACAAAUUUACCACCGUUAGAUUAGCUUAUUCUGAAACCGGUUUUUCGAUUUUACCUAGCUAGGUAGUUUGGUGCAAGAGGCCUCUGAGCUCAUGAACUGCGGUAAAAUAUAAUAUUAACUAAUCGAAGCCAAUUUGCAUACUAUUCGAUGCGUCUCGGUGAGAGAAUCACAACGAUGGUAAAAUGGACGACAUGCAAGCAUUGUAUCAAAAGUUAUUGUACAAAAACUAUUUGGGGUAAAAACGCACACUCCGCGGAUCUCGCUCCCUCUAGGCCAAAAUGGCACCUCCAUCCAGACGAUUUUUACUUUUUGCAACGGGGAGAUAUUUUCUGAGCAUGCUCAAUGCAUUUUAAACCCGCCAAUGAGCGUAUCCUGUGAAUAAAGUUAAAUGUUUUGUUGUCACACCUCAUUUUCCCGUCAGUUUACGAAUAAAUGACGUCACAGUGACGUCACAGAUUGUGUGCGAUAUGCGUUAACCAGAAUUUUCAUUAAUGCAAUGAAUUUUGACUAUAAUAUUAAAGUUUUGAAAUACAUCACAACUACACGACUUAUUUUAUUUUAAAAUAUAUAAAAAGGGUACCAUUCUUCAAAAAAGAAGAACCACGCAGUUGCACGUGCUCUGGAAGUGGUGCAACAUUAGUUAGAGGUGCGCACCGGUCGGAUUCGGGUUCAGCGGUCAUUUUUGUCCCAGAAACCACCCUUUGCUAAGCUCUACCCAAUUUUGCGUUAUUCGGCCCAAAAUUGGGCCUCCUUCCCCUGACUAUAUUUGGUGACUUGCCGUUUGACGUUCUCGGAACGCCUGCUCACAGUUUAUUUUGUGUUAGAAGCUGGAUGGUCCGUGAGCUAUAAGGCGCACGUCAUUCGUGCAUUAUCAUUGUGAGAUAUUCCAUAGAGUUUUUCGUUGUGCUUCUUUGUCCAAUCUCUAUAAGGCAUCAGUGUGUUGGGUUCUUACGAUAAACUGUUAGGUCGCUGCGCACUUUUUCGCUGUCUUAUGGCUACAAGUGGGGUGCUGGUCACCGCGCCGGUGCACUCAUUCCUUUCAAUGUUUAUGUCGCCAGCUCCGUAAAAUGCGAACGGAAACGUUUUGGUGAGACGUCGGGAACACUUUGAUGUUCCUGUGAUUAUGGGAUGGUCUUUGUUUCUGUUUGAGCGCGUGCUAUCGCCGCGAAUUGUGUAUUUUUAUUCUGUAAUUUGUAUAGAGUCAGUUGCAGUAAAUAAAUGCAUUCACAUUGUGCUAAGGUGCGUCUUUCGACCAAUUAAAUGUUUGCUUGCCGUUUCCCCGGAUAGGUAUGGAAGGUAACGAUAAUUUUUUACCGUUAUAAUAGUAAGUACCGACUGUUUAAUUCGUGUGCCGUUUUAGGUUAACAUUUAUUCAAGCCUGUGGACACUGUUAUAUUAUAUUCAGAUCAAAAUCAUCAAGGGCAUUGGGUUCAUAUGCGUACCGUGAAAGCGAACGGCUGCAAUGGUCCACAUUUAGGUACUGGUGAAGUUGCGCCGGAUUCCUGCGAUAACUGACAGGUCCGUCGAAACAGCGACUCUGAGCACUUCUACAUUGAUGACAUGCAGAUGCGGUUCAACGAAAGUCGAAAUAUCCCCGGAAGAAAGAGAGAGAAAGCGAGAUUCAAUGCUUUCAGCCUAGAUUUCAGAUCUUAUACCGUGUGUAAACGUCAAUCAAGAGAACUGUCGCGUAUGCUCUAAGUUUCAGCGCUGCCACGAGUGGCGACUUUCCUAGCUUGUGAAGCUACUCAGUGGGAUGCUAACACGAGAGAUGUGUGUGAUAUCGUCGCCUUGAAGUUCGGAUGAGAGGCUGACUGCAGGCACCGUACGCUAUUGAAAGGUGUCUGGUACGUGACCUGGGUGUGAGUGGGUUGCCGUUUGCGUCAGCAUUCUGCACGUAAUUGGUCGUGGAAGUGAGAUUCACUGACCGCAUUCGAGGUCAUGUGUCUUCAUGGCAAGGAAUAGGGCUGAGUUAUGUUCGCGUAGUUGUUGAGCUGAUGAGAUGCGAUCGCGCUCGCACAACACAGCCGUCGGUCGCUGAAUCUACGUAGCGUUGCUGGCAAUGUCUAGCACUGAUGCAAUGCCUCGCUCCGCGUCAUUUCUGCGUUUCAUGUCAACAUCAAGAUUAGUAAAGCCGGAAUCAGUCAUUACGUGUUAACGUAUCUGGCCGGACGCCGGGCUUAGAGUCAGGACCGAUAGGGUUGAUGUGUCUGAACUCGCGUCUAUCGGGUUUAUAUGGCUGUUUCGGCCGUUCGUCGAGAACCAUGUCUUAAAAAGACGAUUUGUUACCCUCAAGUUGGCGUGAUUCGGUCACAUGACACGCAGUCACCCAUGGGAUCAUAGUUAGGAUCCGGCGUCGAGCUCUUUUGAGACAAGAUGUGUAGAUAUAUUUCACCGCGUCGGGAGAGGAAAUAUGACACCCUGUCAUUAGUAGCGCUUCUUCAACCCUCGCCGCGACUCCCGCUCUGUCAUCACCCCACGGUCAGGUGACCCAACCCUUCCGUGACGACAAUGACCCAUCCUGGGCGCCCUCCAACCGCGAGCUGAUGCCCCCGGACCUCACGGGUCGGUCAUCGCCACCCCGCCGAGCCGGGACGACUGGGACACCACCCGCGGGCGGCGCCAUUCGUCGGCUAUUUCCGUGCCCACCUCCCGGCUAGCCGCAGUGAUAAAACGAACCACCGCCUCUGCUGGACGUUGAGAGGUGCAGGCCAGUCUGAGGGCAGUCUGAGAGCGGUCUGGGAGCUCCCCCGCCGCCCCGCAGCACCGCCCGGCCGGCCGCCAGCCCGUCAGCUGACUGCAGGGUGCCUGUCCACGGACCCGGGCACCGCCCCGGGGGCAGAGCCGAGCGUGCCAGUGGGGAGAGCUGUGCUGUCCUGAGGAGCGCAGUGUGGAGGAGAGCCACCCUUGGGCCCUUGAGGACUGAACCGGACUGUGAUUGUUCUGUUUGUGAUACAGUCAGGAUAGACGGAAAUCCGUCUGCCCAUGGCGAAGUCUCGUGACGAUAACAAUCGUAAACGGUUUUUACCUUGAGCUGGUCUUUCGUAACUCGAAGUUCUUCGCGAUAUUCAGAAGAAACAGGGAUUACCCGGUCAUAAAGUGAGCUGACAACAUUUGAUAAUCGUCAUAAUUCGGUGAUUAUUUGAUACUCAGCAAGUGAUAGCUUGAACCUAGCUCAGUGAUACGGUAGUUGCGUAAAGGCUUGUGAUAUUCGAUCCUUUAAAUCGCGCGUCAUUUAAACGGUCUACGGGAUUGACAAGUGUCUUUGAAAGCUUGUGAGGCAGCAUUGGCAUUGAUUGAGCUGUGAACAUUUCCUGUGAUUUCAGUCCGGGUGAUAAUCGCUGUGUUUGGCCUUAUACAUCCUGACGUGCGCUCUUUGAAGUUCGUUUAGGAAACUGCACUUUCGCACCUUCGUAGUAGUUUGUGAUCGCCUUUUACAUAGCAAUAAGCUUCAACAAAACCCGUCGCGUACGAACGAAAGGCGGAUCGCACUUAACGCUGCCCGCACACUAUGAACUGCGACUGGGGCGAGUCUGACAGCUCCCUGGCGCUGUCGGACGCCGGUGAGGAGGAGUUGUUCUCCUCCGCAUCCUCCUCGUCUGAGGGAUCGUACGUGUCGGCGCCGCGCGCUCCAGAGGCCGCCCUGAAGGCCGCCGCCGGCACCAUGGAGGAGGUGCAGGAGCCCGAGAUUGUGCCCGAGGUGCACCACUACCCGAUCGUGUCGCAGCGGCACACUUGGUGUGUCGACGAGGAACACCUGCACUACCAGGCGUCCUACCAGCAUCAGAUCGUGCACGGCUUCAGCUCGACGUUCAUCAAGGCCUACAGAUGCUUCGGACGCUCGCGCGGCCGCCGGCUCACCAUUCUCGAGAUGAACGAGCGCGGCUCGGGUCUGCGCGCCCGCGGUGAGGUGCAGGACUUUGAGAAGCUGCGCGCCGAGUGUCGCCGCUCCGGCCGGCUGUUCGAGGACCCCGAGUUUCCGGCCACCGACUGCUCCAUCUUCUUCUCCCGCACGCCGCCGCGGCCCUUCGAGUGGAAACGACCUCACGAAAUCUGCAGCAACCCGAAGUUCAUCUUGAAAGGCGCUUCCCGGUUUGAUGUCCAACAGGGAGAGCUAGGCGACUGCUGGCUGCUAGCCGCCGUGGCCAACAUCACACUGAACCAGGAGCUGUUCGCGCAGAUCGUGCCCAGCGACCAGGAGAUGGACGACCAGUACGCCGGCAUCUUCCACUUCAGGUUCUGGCAGUACGGCCGGUGGGUGGACGUGGUGGUCGAUGACCGCCUGCCCACUUACCACGGUCAGCUGGCCUUCAUGCACUCGCAGGACAACAGGGAGUUCUGGUCGGCUCUCCUCGAGAAGGCAUACGCCAAACUGCACGGCUCGUACGAGGCCUUGAAGGGCGGCACCACCUGCGAGGCCAUGGAGGAUUUCAGCGGCGGCGUCACCGAGAUGUACGACAUCGAGCAGGCCCCAGAGAACCUGUUUCAGAUCAUGCUGAAGGCCAACCAGCGACAGUCACUCAUGAGCUGCUCCAUCGAGCCGGACCCAUACGUGGCAGAGGCGGAAAUGUCGAACGGCCUCAUCAAGGGUCACGCCUACUCGGUGACUAAGGCCUGCCUGGCCGAUAUCGAGACGCCUCGGGUCCAGGGCAAAAUACCCAUGGUGCGCAUCAGAAACCCGUGGGGAAACGAGGCGGAGUGGAAGGGCGCCUUCUCCGACAAGUCGCCGGAGUGGAACUAUAUUCCGGAGGAGACCCGGAGGGAACUCGGACUAACGUUUGAUGCCGAUGGAGAAUUCUGGAUGACAUUCAAGGACUUCACCAGAAACUUCCAGCGUCUGGAGAUCUGUAACCUGAGCCCGGACAGCCUGGAUGACGAUGAAGACGACGCCUCCAGGCGCUGGGAGAUGUCCGUGUUCGAGGGAGCCUGGGUGCGCGGCGCCACCGCCGGUGGCUGCAGAAACUAUAUCAACACGUUCGCGCACAACCCUCAGUACCGGAUCCAGCUUCACGACGUCGACGAAGACGACGAGGAGCGCAAGUGCACCGUGAUUAUCGCCGUGAUGCAGAAGAACCGGCGCGCCCAGCGGCGGCUCGGCCUCGAUUGUCUCACCAUCGGCUUCUCCAUCUAUCACCUGAAUGACCCGGACAGCGCGCCCAAGCCUCUGGACACCCAGUUCUUCCGGUACAACUGUUCGGUGGCGCGCGCACCUAGCUUCAUCAACCUGCGCGAGGUGUCGUGCCGCUUCAAGCUGCCGCCGGGCAGCUACUGCAUCGUGCCGAGCACGUUCGAGCCGAACGAGGAGGGAGAAUUCCUCAUCCGCAUCUUCUCCGAGAAGCGCAACAACAUGGAGGAGAAUGACGAGGAAGUCGGCCCCGGACAGGUCUCCGAUGAGAUCACGCCGGAGCUGAGCCAAGAGUCCGAGUACGACCGCGCCGUGCGGCAGUUCUUCACACAAAUCGCCGGAGAUAACCUCGAGGUCGACUGGCGAGAGCUCAAGGAGGUGCUCGACUACGCCCUGAAGAAAGAGUUCGAGUUUGACGGGUUCAGCAAGGACACGGUGCGUUCGAUGGUCGCUCUGCUGGACGUCGACAACUCGGGACAGCUCGGUUUGGAGGAGUUCAAAUCGCUCUGGAGCAGUAUCCGCCUGUGGAAGUCGGUCUUCAAGAAGCACGACCGCUCGGGCUCGUCGUACCUGAGCGGCUUCCAGCUACGGGCGGCGCUAAACGAGUCCGGCUACCGGGUCAAUAACAACAUGCUCAACCUGCUGAUGCACAGAUACGGUGACAGAGAAGGAAGGGUGGCCUUCGACGACUUCAUGGCCUGUGCCGUGAAGAUGAAGACAUGCAUCGAAAUCUUCAAAGACAAAGACCCGAGACAAACAAACAAGGCGACGUUCUCUCUGGAGGACUGGAUGGAACACAACAUGUACUCAUAAAUGGAGAAAGUCGUCUGAUCUCCCUGUCGUCGUACUUCGAGAUCGGUGGCUCGGGCUCGGUCACAAAAAGUCGGGCCGGCUGAGCACUGCAAUUGAUUAGAGUUCGAGCAGUUGUUCUCGUUCUCGUGCAAAGAUGCAGAGGGGGAAUGGUGAAUAGUGUCGUGCAAUGAGUGUCGCCUUCUUUCAUACUGGUGUGAUUUACUGACUGCUUUUAUUUAGAAGACGGUAAGCUAGAAUGGUGUACAACACCUUGAUGUGAUGUUUCAAGUGAUCGUGUCGUACUGAAGCUAUUCUAAAUUUCAAAUAUCGCAAUUAUGGACGUCCAUAAUUAUAGUCCGUUUUCUACGUUGUGAAUGUCGGCUCUACAGUCUACAGUGUGAUGUGUGGUUCCGUAAUUGUAGCUGUUCCGGGUCUAAAAGUCUGAAUCGAUUUGAUUGCAUUCGCGAUUUUACCGCUUUGAUGUCAAAGGGCCGCGAUAGGUCGCAUCCAUGGGUCGAAUAGGUGUACAUAUUUUCAGAUUUUAGGUUUUGAGACGAUGUGUGUGCCUAAUGCCAGUGCUUGAAAUAUUGCUUUUGUGCCAAAGUUUGCUGUGCUUCUAGAUACUUUACAGCGCCAUUAACAAGUAGAAAUGUACAUAGAUGUGGAACGAAGCUUGCCGGUGCCGCUUUGCGUAGUCAACAGUCUGCGAUGAGAGUGGAAAAGGAAGGGGAAAUGAUGGAUGGGUCUCUAUUUUGUGAAUGCUCUAAUACCAGUAGGAGUGGGCACUAGCUGAUAAAGGCUGAGCGAAGACAAUGACAAACAUCGGCCAGCUUUAAUGCUCUGUUUACAAUUUUCGAAUUUAUUUCUGCGUGACAGGUGUGUGUAGUUAAUUACGAAAGUUUUUAAAGAAGAAUAAAGUCGGCUUUGGUAAAAUUGAAAUCGCGAUUGGUAACUUAGUUAAACAGCAACUGUAUUGCAUGUUUUUGUGCGGUUCUGUCGAGUGCUUAUGGCCGUCUUCAGUCUUUCUUUUUGUGGCUUUCGCAAAAGCGCCUACGUUCGUGAUUCGUGAUGCUUUGCCUGCUGUUUGUCAUUGAUCGUUGGCCAGGCUGCAGGCGCUAUCAAUCGCUGGCAUAUCUUUGAAAUAUACCUACAUUAUUGAUA